Molecule: messenger RNA, 1147 nt
Organism: Seminavis robusta
Lineage: Eukaryota; Bacillariophyta; Bacillariophyceae; Naviculales; Naviculaceae
Source: the annotation of a GenBank genome assembly
CUGGAUCCUGGACCUACAGUACCGUACGGCGUAGCACCCCAGCCUGAAUAUCAUUCUUGGCAGUUUCAUGGUGGUGUUACGCAGCUCUGCGGGCUUGUUCUAAUGUUGUCAAUGGACGAGGCGGCUCGAGUUUGACUGAACUCAUCGGUAACACCUCCUGUCGUCAUAAUAUAGGAGAGAACGAGGUCCCUCGGAAAGCCCAUUGUAUCCUUUUCUGUCUACUUUUAGACCAAAAUGGCAGCCGUAGCAGCAACCCCUCUGGAUUCGGGCUUCAAGUUUUCGUACAUGCGCCGUGGCAAAGCAGCAGCAGCCACUACGACCAAAGAAGGAGAACAGCCAGCUACACCGACGGAAAAUGUGGUUCAUCCCUACGAGAACUCCAUCAAGACACUGGCCACAGUGGACACGGUAGAGGAAUUUUGGAGUGUAUACGACUAUCUCAAGCGUCCCAAUACGCUGCCUACCACUACCGAUUAUCACUUUUUCCGCUCCCACAUCAAGCCCACCUGGGAGGAUAAGGGAAAUGAGAAAGGUGGAAAGUGGAUUAUUCGUCUUCCGAAAGGCCUGGCAUCGCGAUACUUUGAAGAAAUCUUGCUGGCCAUUAUUGGAAAUCAAGUACCUGGAGUAACACCGGAUGAGAUUUGUGGAGUUGUCAUUUCCAUUCGCUAUUCGGAAGAUAUUUUGGGUAUCUGGAACAAAACGGCAGACAGAGAGGUGAUUGGUCUGUUGCGUGAUGCCAUCAAGAAGGUUUUGCAACUCCCACCCCAAGCAUCCAUGGAGUACAAACCUCAUCAAACUUCGAUUCAGGACAAAUCGUCCUUUCGCAAUACGCAGGUGUGGAAGCCAAAGUCCGCAGAAGGACGAGAGCGCUCUGAUUCUCGUGGUGAACCUACGCCUCGCCGUUCCAGUGGCAGUGCCUGGACGGAUGAGCGCAAGAAGAGCCGAGGUGAUAAGAGCUCAUGGCGGUAAGCUAGAAGCAAAACGGGAGCGGAGCGGAUAUAACCUGUGGCAAUGCAUCCAAAGAGCAGAGGACCGCUAAAUCGCGAAAGCAGCGAAUGGUUUAGUGGUAGAGAGUCAGUUAGCCAUUCCGUUCUAUAUCGUUAUUACAUGUAUGCUGCUCCCCUUUAGGCUUUACUCUCCGAGCUAC